Messenger RNA from Chaetomium fimeti, 809 nucleotides. RefSeq lists its product as uncharacterized. Lineage: Eukaryota; Fungi; Ascomycota; Sordariomycetes; Sordariales; Chaetomiaceae. The record is from RefSeq and is a predicted model, not a curated record. The transcript is spliced from 3 exons. Bases 84 to 539 code for a protein of 151 amino acids.
CUCUCGUCCCAGAAGCCAGCCCCUUAACCACCAUUCAUUCUCCUCUCGGGUUCUUUGUUCGUGAGAUACUACCCAUCCCUAAGAUGCAGUUCAACGCCCUUACCUCUCUCGUGUGCCUUGCCCUCGGGGUCAACGCUGGUGUGGUUGACAAGCGCAGCGGCGAAGGAGUGCACCUCGCCAACUGCUACCAGAACUCGCCCCUUGGCCAAAUCCCAUUCUCCCAAAUGAUUUACUACGCCGACGAUGCCCAGGCUAGCCAGAACGUCGUGCCUUCGAGCUCGAAUCAAUGCCGUGUGACAAACCCGGGAUCUGGUGGCUGGAAGACGUGGGAAGGCUCCCCCAUCACUUGCAACUUCCCAACCAACACCUUCUUCACCUCCAACAUUCAAGCUGGCGCUGGCGGAUACAAUGUCGGACAAUAUGCUGGCCCUGGUCAGAACAGCUUCCACGGGUUCAACUGCUACCGUGACAACAACCACCAGCUCUAUGAUGACGGUACCUUUAGGUGUUGGAGUGUUUACUAUUGCCUUGGUGCCUAAGCGGGAAUCGCGCAGCUGGGGUUAUGAAAGUGUUGUCAACAAAAGCUGUGUGCCGGUGCCGAUAUACCUAUCUUCUAGGAGGGUAGUACACUUAGAACGCUUAUUCCCUGUUUUUGGUCAUGUUGAUUCCAUACGAAGCGUUGUGCACUCUGUCAGCAGCGUCGGAGUUUGGGGAGUUAAGGAGUUAGUAGCUACCUGUGACUGCCCCUUAACUCCUUUAUAAAAGGCUCGCCACGCUCUUCGUCCCUGCGACCCCCAUCAUCUUCUGCA